Strongylus vulgaris is the source of this 330-nucleotide messenger RNA. Lineage: Eukaryota; Metazoa; Nematoda; Chromadorea; Rhabditida; Strongylidae. The record is from the annotation of a GenBank genome assembly.
AUGAGAAAUCUCGCCGACUGGGUCCACGACCUGAGGGAGGAGAAAGUCAUGGAGGCAGAGGUUAGCGGAAAAACGUCAAUGGCACCCGAUCUUACCUCCGACCUGGCAGCUGAACACUGUGAAUUGCGAAAGACUAUUGUGCUCGUAGGCGUUAGUGACGAGGUGCCCUUUGCUGCAGCUAUGUUCAGUUUGAUAGACAGACUCCGCAAGCUUCUUCUGCUCAGGAGGAAGAAAAAUUGCCAAUUUUCGGUCAUGCCUGUUGAGACUUUUCCAAAAACGAUACUCUAUGAGGGCGGUAAGGAAAACUUUGCCCUCAUUCAGCUAGAAUAG